UUUGAAAAAAUAUUACAUUAACGGGUCGGUUAGGUCACGUUCAGCGUCAGUCAGAUCCAUUCUCCCAUGGCGAAAUUUCCCCUUUCUUCUUCGUCGGGUCCGGUUUUCUCCUCCCCGUUCUUCUUCGCGGCUGCUGUGCUUGUUCUGUUGUCGGCUUCCGCCUUUGUUGCUUCGCAGCCGCCGCUCGGCUCGCCGGAGCAGGAAGCCGUUUACCGGGUUCUGGAGUCUGUCAGUCCUGGCGUCCGCUGGCGGUCUCUCUUCCCGGACGAUCUCUGCUCCGCUGCGCCUCACGGCGUCGUCUGCGACGUCUUUGAUGAAGGGGAUGGGAACGCCUCCUCCUCCUCCGGCGGCGGCGGCGGCGGAACUUCUCACAUCACGGAGCUCAACUUCGGGUACGUUUCGGAUUACUCGCCCAACCCGCCCUGCGGACCCAAAUCUACCCUCAAUCCUUCCCUUCUUGCCCGAUUCACUCGCCUGCGGAAACUCUUCUUCUACCAGUGCUUCACUGAAACCAACGUUUCUUUCCCGGAUCUUUCCCCCCUCGGUCCGACUCUCGAGGAGGUAGUUUUCGUCGACAACCCGGCCCUCUACGGCUCCCUGAGGGGCAAUAUUGGCAACCUGACGGCACUGAGAAGGUUCGUUCUCACCGGAAGUAACGUCUCCGGAGAUAUUCCGGCGGAGUUUCGGGAUUUCUCCGGCAUAGAGCAGGUGACCCUCUCCAGGAACAAACUCGGGGGUAACAUCCCAGCGGACUUUCCGGCGUUGAAGAAGCUGAGGGUUCUCGAUCUGAGCCAGAACGAGUUCUCCAGCGCCGUCCCCCUUUCCAUUGGAAACCUGACUCAGCUCCUGAAGCUCGACCUCAGUUUCAACAGACUUUCCGGGGAAAUCCCGGGGACACUGAGUUCCUUAAAGGAGCUGGAGUUUCUUGAUCUGAGCUACAAUGGGUUUGCCGGCUCCGGAUUCCCGUCGUUCGUGUCGGAGAUGCCCGGACUGAAGGAGGUGUACCUGAGCGGGAACAUGCUGGGAGGGGAAAUCCCACCUGAGAUAUGGGAGCACAUGGGGGGCAUUUUGGGAAUAGCGCUAUCAGGAACAGGGCUGGUUGGGAAAAUUCCAGUUUCUAUGGGGGUGCAUUUGAGAAAUGUGAACUAUUUGGGGCUGGACAAUAACCGCCUGGAAGGGACAGUGCCCGAGGAGUUUGGGGCAUUGGAACUUGUGAAUGAGUUGAAUUUGGAGAACAAUAAUCUGAGUGGGAAGGUCCCUUUCUCCCCUGAGUUUGCCACCAAGGUUGGCGAGAAGCUGAAAUUACAUGGCAACCCUCACCUCUGUGUGGAUGAAGGGCUGAGGUCUGCUCAUCUUGGUGGGGGCAGUUUGGGAACUCUCAAACUGUGCAGCAAACCAGCAUUCAUUCCCCAACCUGUCCCUCUCCCAAAUGCUUCACCAGCCAUACAUGCUUCCACUGUUGUGAAGAUUCUUGGGGCUUUCUGUCUCUUCUUUUAGGGGCAAUCUUGACAUUUUGCCAGGAGGGGCUUACAAGAACAUCUUGUUAGUCACUUGUUGAUAGGAAAUUUUUGGAAAUGUUUCUUUUCUUUUUUUCUGUCUCUAUAGUUGUUUAUCAAUGCUAUGUUCUAAAACUGAAUAUAAUCAAUCCAUGAGUCCUUAGUACUGGGAGAACUUUAUUUCUGGCUACUUCACUGAUUAUAAUGAUUUUUUGUGAAUAUAUUCUAUCAUUAGUUAUAAUGGUUAAUUAAAUAUAAAUGAAUACAUAAUUAGAGUGUACAAGAGGAGGUUAAAAUGGGAAUAAUAAUAAUAAUUCUAGAAAGAAAACUAGGAUCAUAUA
This is a messenger RNA of Cuscuta campestris, 1837 nucleotides long. The record is from the annotation of a GenBank genome assembly. Lineage: Eukaryota; Viridiplantae; Streptophyta; Magnoliopsida; Solanales; Convolvulaceae.